Molecule: messenger RNA, 8386 nt
Organism: Megalobrama amblycephala (Wuchang bream)
Lineage: Eukaryota; Metazoa; Chordata; Actinopteri; Cypriniformes; Xenocyprididae
Gene: malrd1
Product: MAM and LDL receptor class A domain containing 1
Exons: 34
Coding region: 2139-7421 (1760 amino acids)
Cellular component (GO): membrane
Molecular function (GO): protein binding
Source: RefSeq, a predicted model, not a curated record
UGGCUAAUGAUGCUAUUGGGAAAUGCACCCCUGGUCAGUUCUCGUCUGUAUUCUACGUUUGUGUUUGAUGGUGUUUCCCUUGUUUCCUGGAUUAUUAUUAAAGUCUUCCUUUCUGCAUAUCCACCAAGGCACAUGACAGAAGAACCGACCAAAACAACAUCGUCCUCAUCCAGCCCCAUCAGAAAUACAAGUGGCCUGGUCAGCUCACUCCGGCUCCCUCCACAUACCCUUUCAGUGGGGCAUAACCCUUUCAUUUCUGCCCUCUGGCACUUCCCCACGUCCUCAGUUCAGGGAUCCUGAUGUCUGCCACUCCAGAGCCUCAACGCAAGAUGGCCGUCACUACAGAGCCUUGUCACAAAAUGGCUGUCACUCCAGAGCCUUGUCACAAAAUGGCUGUCACUCCAGAGCCUUGUCACAAGAUGGCUGCCAUUCCAGAACCUCGUCGCAAGAUGGCCACCACUCUAGAGCCUCGUCGCAAGAUGGCAACCACUCCCGAGCCUGCAAGAUGGCCGCUGCCACGCCUGAGCCCUCGGUCAAGAUGGCUGCCGCCAAGGCUCUGUAUCUCUUCCUCACCCAGGAUUCAGUCCCUGACCUCAGUCCUGUGAUGGUUUCUAUCCCUCCCCUCCGUCCAGCGGCGACUCCCUUCCUCAUCCCAAGUCCGGUGGUGACUCUCUCCUUCAUCCCGAGUCCGGCGGCGACUCUCUCCUUCGUCCCGAGUCCAGAGGCAACUCCCUCCUUCGUCCCGAGUCCCGAGAUGGAUCUCACCCCUGAGUCCGCUCCAGCCCACAAGCCCGCUCAGGAGUCCGCUCCAACCCAGAGACCCAUAGUUCCUCCCAAGAAUUUUUUGGGGGGGCGCCAUAUACAGUACCUGUGGCCAUAGUAGCUGAGCCUGGGGUCAGGACCGAGGCCACGGAGGCCACACUCCCAUGGUGCCUUGAACUGCCUGCACCUCCAUGGCCUCUGAACUGUCAGCGCCGCCCUGGCCCCCUGGAGGCAUGUGAGCUCCUGCCCACGGCCUCCAGGGUGCCCACCCCCCCUCUCCAGUUGGACCUUCCGGGAGGGGGGAGUAAUGUCAGGGUUCUUUAUGUUCUGUCACAUGUUCUUUGUUCUUAGUUUUCCCGCCACAAGUUUGUUCCCUUGGUUACCCUGAUUUGAGUUCAUUAGUCCUAGCUGUGUCCUGUUAAUUGGCCUUGUUUGCCCCUCUGUUUGCCCUGUUUAUAUUCCCUGUGUUCUCCCUCAGUCCUGGUUGGUUCUCGUCUGUAUUGUACAUUUGUGUUUAAUGGUGUUUCCCUUGUUUCCUGGAUGAUUAUUAAAGUCUUCCUUUCUGCAUUCCUCCUCAUCGUGAGUAUUUAUCCACCAUGGCACAUGACAAAACUUUUUUAUAUAUAUAUCAAAAUUACAAGCAAUACAGACUUUGCUGCAGUUUUAAAUCCCUAAGUAUUUAUUCCUCAUUCAUAUCGCUGUGCUCAUUUGUGCUUGAAGGUUAUUUGGAUAUUAUUAUUUCCAACAGAGCUUCUCUUGUAGCACACCUUGUGAAUGAUUUUGAAUUUUAGUCACUGAUUCAUGAAAAACAAAAUUAUGGCUGAAUGAACAUUUGUAAAGCCGGUGCAGGACAGAGGGUGGAACUAAUACAUGACUGAUUACUUUGCUGCCUUCUUACUCAUUCAGUCCUGUUUCUUCGAGCUGAAAAUUAAGCAAAAUUUAAGUAACGACAAUUCCUAUUAAGACUGGUUUAAAUUGCUUUAUAUUUCUUAACCAAAUUGUGUUUGUUUAACUUAAGCUUGUAACUUGUGUUCUUAUUGCACAGAAGAUUGUGCCUUAAAAUAAUAGAUUACAUUUUAUUGUCACUUUAUCUCUAGCCAAUUACAAGAAGUUUGACGCACACUUUGACAUCAUGCACACACACUGAUACAUAAUGAAAGAAAGCAGGCCUAUUGUGUAACAGUCAUAAAGUCAUUUGAGCUAGGGUGGUGUGAGCAGAUGGUUCUUCUGUGAGACGUGACUGUUGAGGUUAUACGCUGUCUCUCUCUGGAUUUUAAGGAUUUUUUUUUUAUACUGUGGUGUGAGUGUGUCUGCUUGUGUUUUUGCUUACAUAUAGAACUGAAUGAGCUAGUGAACUGUCUGUCGGAGAGAGCUCAAUGAGGGUGUGCGUACAGGCCUCAUUUCUGCUCUGUGUCUUGGCGAGUGUAUCCUCCACUCCAUGUCUGCCUGAGCAGUUUUCUUGUGCGAAAGGAGGCUGUGUGUCUGAGGAGCAUGUAUGUGAUUUCAGAGAAAACUGUGAAGAUGGCAGUGAUGAGACUAACUGUUCCCAGUUUGUGAGAUGUGACUUUCAGGAAGGUUUCUGUGGUUUUCAACAUCAUGUUUGGAUGAGAGGCUCAGGCUUGAGUCGGCCCAGUACUGAGGCAGACCAUAGAGAAAAUGUUACUAAUCAUUGCCUCUAUAUACAAUCUGAAAAUGGAGAAGGAGUCACUGCUGAAAUAUACAGUCCUCUUUUCCAGCCUUCACAGACAUGCUGGCUAACUUUCUAUCGUCAUAUUGGGGUGCUGACAGGGGCUUUGCAGGUUCUGAUCCAAUUCAAAUCUUCAGGAGAGAUGGAGGAGGUCUGGUUUCAGUCCACUUCCAAUCCUUAUCCACACACUCUUCCCUGGAUGCGAACAGUGGUGGUGUUAAACAGCAGAGAGGAGUUUAAGGUUGUGAUCAGAGGAUUGAUUUUCAACAGCAGUGACCCAUAUGAAGUUGUUGCGAUUGAUGAUCUGUCCUUCAGCAGAGAAUGUGUGGCAGCAGAGACUGACAUCAAGGCACCUCUUUCAGCUCACUUUCACUGUGGGGCAAAUAUCUGUGUGGAUGGGGUGAAAGUGUGUGACUUUUAUUUAGACUGCCCCAAUGGAGAGGACGAGGCCAACUGUUCGGCACAGUGUGAUUUCGAGUCUGACUCCUGUGGCUGGUAUGAGCUCAUCCAGGGUGAUGGAUUUGAAUGGGUAAGAGGCUCAGCUGAUGGAGUCUCCAUAGAGUAUCUAGACCAAACACCACCCCAGGACCACUCGACUAAUACAAGUGCAGGCCACUUCAUGUUUAUUUUCAAGAAGAGCAGCAGGUUUUCCCAGCAGGCUUUGCUGCGUAGUCCUACAUUUCAGCAAGCAAGUUCAGAUUGUGUCAUGACCUUCUGGCACUAUAAUUCUGGCCAUUCUGUUGGUGCUGCUGAAAUGCAUCUGCUGAUAGAUGGCUUAGACAGCAUCACUUUACUUUGGCAAACACUUUACGACCAAGGUAACCAGUGGCACCCGGUAACUGUCCAGAUUGGCAGGCAGACCAGGCCUUUCUACAUCUCGGUUGCAAAACUGAGCCUGGCUGUGUAUGAGGGAGUCUCUGCCCUAGAUGAUAUUAUGUUCCAUAACUGCUCAUUGCCCGAGGCUGUGGAGAUGUGCCCUACUCCAUAUCACUUUCACUGCCACCGGAGCAAAGCAUGUGUGAACUAUACUCUGAUCUGUGACCUGAUCGAUGAUUGUGGAGAUGGAACAGACGAGGAAAACUGCUCCCCAGAGCUAAUGUGUGACUUUGAGGAAGGCCUGUGCAGCUGGACUCAGGAACAUGAGGUGGAUAUGUUUGAUUGGACCCGUAUCCAAGGACCCACUCCCACUUUCAACACAGGCCCAUGGAAGGACCACACACAUGCCAAUGCGGAUGGCCACUUCCUCUAUAUCGAAUCUUCAGAACCACAGAAGUUCAAAGACACCGCCGUUCUUAUCAGUCGGCCUUUUCUUCCAACUCCUCACCGAGGUCCUGAACCCAAAGCACUGUGCAUUUUCAGAUUCCACUAUCACAUGUUUGGGCAGAAUGUAUUCCGAUUGGCUGUGUAUAUGCGCACACGUAACAGUGGGCGGGGAAACUUGUUGUGGGUUCGUUAUGGCGACCAAGGCAACUUCUGGCACAGGGAGAUACUGCCGAUCAACAGCGCCCACCACUUUCAGAUUUUAGUGGAGGGGACAGUUGGUGAUGACUUCAGAGGAGAUAUUGCCAUAGAUGAUCUGUCUUUCCUUGGCUGUCAGCCAUAUGAAGGUGAAUUGCCCUCAAAAGAGCCCAGCACCUCUGCCCCGCUGUUCACUGUGUCAGCACCACCCCUUCAUAGCUGCCCCCCUGACCAGUUUGUGUGCUCAACUACAAGAGAGUGUGUGAACCUCAGUCAAGUGUGCGAUUUCACACCCGACUGCUCCGAUAGCUCUGAUGAAGAGCACUGUGUGAAGCAGUAUUGUGAUUUUGAAGGUGGCAUACUUUGUGGAUGGUAUUUAAGUGAUCCAGCCACUCCUGUUCCUCCACAUGCCUUUCGCUGGCAGACAGGACAAGGGGAGAGUAUUCACCAUGGAGAAGAGAACCACAGACCUGCUAACGACCACACACUUGGUUCUUCACAGGGUUGGUAUAUAUUUGCGGACAGCUCCAAUGGAGGAUAUGGUCACACCACUGAUCUCUUGACUGCUCCCAUCAAAGUAACAGGACCCCAGUGCACUCUGGUGUUCUGGUAUCACAUGAGUGGCUUCACUGUUGGAACUCUGCAGGUCUUCAUCAAAUCAGGUACUGUCACACAUGAAGUUUGGUCCCAAAAUGGUAACCAAGGCAGCAGCUGGAGGCGGGGUGAGGUCUUCAUAGGAAUCCGUCAUAACAUCCAGGUGGUUCUUCGAGCCAAGCGGGGCAUCAGCUACAUGGGGGAUGUUGUUGUUGAUGACGUGGCAUUUGUGGACUGUGCCCCUCCAAUAACGUCUAAUCUUCCUUGUCAUAACAACGAGUUCAUCUGUGCCAACGGUCACUGUAUCUCUGAGGACAACUUGUGUGACUUUAUUGAUCACUGUGGAGAUGGCUCAGAUGAGAAUCAUUACAUAUGCAAGGGAUUCAGUGGUCGCUGCGAUUUUGAAUUUGACCUUUGCUUAUGGAGACAGAGCCAAGAUGAUGACUUUGAUUGGUUGAUAAAACCAGGAAAUAUGCACACUCAUGGGACUGGACCAUCCACUGAUCACACCCUCCGUAACCCAUCAGGCCACUACUUGUAUCUAGAAGGAUCCUUCCCACAGACAACUGGACAUACUGCCCAAAUCCUUGGACCUCUUUUCCAUCACCGCAGCAAGGAAUGCAAAAUGGUCUUUUAUGUCCACAUGUCUGGUGACGGCAUUGGCACUCUGAACGUGUACAUGUUUACAAACUCCAGCCGCUCACUCUUACUCAGCCUCACUGGUAAUCAAGGCAACUACUGGAGCAGACAGGAAGUGCCUCUCUCAUCUUCUGAAAGCUUCCACAUUAUGCUUGAAGGGAAGGUGGGCCUCAAUACUCGAGUUCACAUCUGCCUGGAUGACAUCAUCUUCUCAUCAGGCUGUAUUCUUAGCAGCGGAUUUAAGCCAGACACCACUCCCCGGUCACUCCCAGGAUCCUGUCCACCAGGUUCUCUACAGUGUGAAAAUGGCAAUUGCUACAAGCAAGUGCAGAAAUGUGACUUUUCAGAUGACUGUGGAGAUGGAACUGAUGAAUCGGAUUGUGGGACAUCCUGCUCAUUUGAACAUGGGCGCUGUGGUUGGAAAAGCAGCCUGGGGGACACCUUUAGUUGGGCCCUUGGAGUCGGCUCCGUUCAUAUGAUCAGACCUCCUCAUGAUAAUACACUUAAGAAUGAAAGUGGCCACUUUGUAUAUCUGGCAGCCACUCCGUUGGGAUUGAAAGCCACAGGAAUCAUCCGUCUAUUUAUUAAGACAGAAAAUGAGCUGAGGGAGGUGUGGACACAGCGGCAGAUGCACAGGGAAUGGAGAAGAGCGGAAGUGUCUCUGAGGAACCUGAGGAACUUUAUUCUCAUAUUUGAAGUAAUUCGAACACAAGAUGUGAGUGGUGGAGCGGCUCUGGACGACCUGCAGUUCAUUGACUGUGCACCACGAGCUGUGCUUCCUGGGUCAUGCCCUGCGGUCACAGAUUUUGUUUGUAAUAAUGGAGACUGCAUUGAGUAUCAUUUGGAGUGUGAUGGUAAAGCUGACUGUUCCGAUGAGUCUGAUGAGCUAGACUGCAUGAUUGUUCCAGGAGCUUGUAAUUUUGAUAUGCCUGGUGGCCAUUGGCAUGAGACCUGUCAGCUGUCUCAGGAUCCUUACGAUGACUUUGACUGGGAUAUAGGCUAUGGCAGAAUGCUUAAUGGGACAGGACCAUCAGCUGACCACAGUUCCAAUGGAGGAGGGGGGUACCUGUUUGUGAACUCCAGUGCCCAGAGAGAAGGAAACAUUGCCAGUUUAAUAACCCAGCUGGAGUUUCCUGCCAGUGUCGGAAUAUGUCAUCUGCGCUUUUGGUUCCACAUGUACGGCUCUCAUCACAUGGGUACGCUGAAGGUGUAUACCGUGGGCCACAGUGGAACACCCUUGCUAAUGUGGGCAACCUGUGGAGACCGUGGAGACAGCUGGCAGUAUGCUAAUGUGAUCUUAUCAAAUGCAUCACCCUUCAGAGUGAGUAUUCAGGCAGAAGUGGGAGCGGACCAGUGGACGGACAUUGCUGUGGAUGACAUCUCUUUCACUAGGCAAUGUCUAGUUGGAGGUCCAGUGACCCCUAUCCCACGAACAUGCCACAUGGAGCACUUCCAGUGUUUGUAUCUGUUCGAGUGUAUACCACUGAGUUGGCACUGUGAUGGUGAGGUGGACUGUCUUGACCACUCGGAUGAGGAGAUGUGUGCGAGUGUGGUUCCUGGCACUACGCUUCCUCAAACAGGGUGUGAGACUGGAGAGUACCGCUGCACGGACCGCUGUAUUCCAGCACUACUGCACUGCGAUACUGUUGUAGAUUGCCCAAAUGGAGAAGAUGAAUAUGGAUGCUCUGUUAAGAUAUGUGAUGAAGGAGAACUAGUGUGUGAGGCGACAGCAAAGUGCGUAUCGUAUCAGAGUCGAUGCGACAAUAUUGUUGACUGCCAUCCUUUUAACUCUGAUGAGUCCAGCUGCUAUGAGUGUCCCUUUGGGUACUGUCUCAAUGGAGGGAGAUGUGCAGUAAAGGAGCAUGGACCAGUGUGCAUUUGUCCAUCACAGUGGACUGGGAAUCGUUGCCAAGAAAAAACAUUUACUCCCACAACACCUGUGAUACCAAAUAGUAAACUAGAUAACUGGAUGGCUGUCAGUGUUGGAUUAAGUGUAGCAGUGAUCCUGGUGGUCAUUGCAACUGGAGCCAUUUUGUUCUGGUUAUUUCAAAAGAGACAUUCACAAAAAGACUCCGAUCUUAUUGCUAAUGAAGAUUUGGAUAGCUCAGACUUGCCGAACAAGCUGCCCUCCCUUGAUGUUAGACCCAGGUGGCCUGUACAUCCUCAACUAAACAUUAGCGUUUACCCAUGGAAAGAAGAUCCAAAGGUCUCCAGCUCAAAGGAAAGCAAGCUCUCUUUCUCCAACCCACUCUACAAGUGCCCAAACAGUUCUGAAGCUUGAGGAAAACAUAGACACGCAAACACUGGCCGUCACGUCCCUAUAGAUUUCCACUUCAUUUGAGCCUCCCCGACAACAUGGCUGUACUUGCUUAGGGUUUAGAGGUUGUUGUUGUUUUUUUUACACAAACUCAUGGGAGGAAAAAGUGUGACCGCAAACAGGUUUCAAUUAAACAGAAUGAAGCAUAGACUAUAUCAGUCAUAAAAAGAAAGUUUCUUAUAAGAAUCUGUGACUUAACUCAUUCCAUGUGUUGUGAAGUCUCUCUAAGGCACUGAAAUUACAUUUCCAUCUUAUUUUACCAGAGCCAACACUUUAUAUCAGUGCCUGCUUUAACAUUUGCUGAUAGAUGGCUAUGUAGGUUCAACAGCUCAAUCAAUAGUAUCAAAUACAUUAACCUGGUGAAGGCAAAUGUUUAUGUUAUGUUUAUGUAAAAAAAUGGAUUUCUGUGAUUUGGAUGGCAAUUGAUGUAUUUUUUUUUAUUUUUUAACAUCAUGUUCAAGUUAAGAAAAUCAUAGCUUUAUUAAAAUUAAAUAUUUAAGAUGACCACAAUAUAUCAUUAAUCCGGGAAAGGUUUAUCAAAUCUAAUAUGCACUCCGGAUGCCAUUUCAGAGAUUGUUUUGCUUUCAUAGCCUGCUCUCCUUCCAGAUCUCUGUGGUUUUGAGAAUAUUGUAUUUUCAUUACUUCAAAUAUGUGUUCAAUCACCACUUGAUCUCCUUUUUGAAUUCAGGCAGACCACAUUUUGGCAGAUAAUAAAAUUGAAAACUGUAAUGAUACCAAAACACGAACAAAGACAUGGGAAAUAAUGUGCUGUUGCAGUGUUUAAGUGAAAAUGAAAAUCCCCUGGGUACCAGAACACUGUAAGACAAGCUGAAAAUGUACAAUGAUGAACUCGAUUGAUUUAUGGAAUGUUUCAGUAUUAUAAACUGUCAGAUUGUGGGUUUUUUAAUCCUGCAAUCUUUGUCCUUUUA